Molecule: messenger RNA, 1458 nt
Organism: Cynara cardunculus var. scolymus (artichoke)
Lineage: Eukaryota; Viridiplantae; Streptophyta; Magnoliopsida; Asterales; Asteraceae
Product: sucrose-phosphatase 1-like
Exons: 8
Coding region: 83-1360 (425 amino acids)
Biological process (GO): sucrose biosynthetic process
Molecular function (GO): magnesium ion binding; sucrose-phosphate phosphatase activity
Source: RefSeq, a predicted model, not a curated record
GAUCGAUUUCAUCUCAAUUGUUCAUAUCUACAAACUUCUUUGAUUUCCAAUCUGGCAGUGGGGUUUAGUGACAAGGAGAAUCAUGGAUCGGCUUUCGAGUUCUCCACGUCUCAUGAUCGUUUCAGAUCUUGACCACACUAUGGUUGAUCAUCAUGAUCCUGAGAACCUUUCCAUACUAAGGUUUAAUGCCUUAUGGGAGGCUAAAUACCGUCAAGAUUCACUGCUAGUUUUCUCAACUGGAAGAUCACCUACUUUGUACAAGCAGUUGAGGAGAGAGAAGCCAAUGCUAACCCCAGACAUAACCAUAAUGUCUGUGGGAACGGAGAUAACAUAUGGUAAUGAUAUGGUGCAAGAUGAAGGUUGGAUUGAGUUUUUGAAUCAGAAAUGGGAUAAACAGAUAGUCUCAGAAGAAACAAGCAAGUUUUCUGAACUCACUAUGCAGUCAGAAACUGAGCAACGUCGACACAAAGCUAGCUUCUACGUUAAAAAAGAAAACGCGCAGGAAGUAAUGAAGACUCUUUCUGAACGUCUAGCCAAACGAGGGCUAGAUAUCAAAAUAAUUUACAGUGGCGGGAUGGACUUGGAUAUAUUGCCAAAAGGUGCUGGGAAAGGACAAGCUCUCGCUUAUCUGCAUAAAAAAUUAAAGGAAAAGGGAAAAUUACCAAAAAAUACCCUUGCGUGUGGAGAUUCUGGGAAUGAUGCCGAGCUAUUCACCAUUCCAGACGUGCAUGGUGUGAUAGUCAAGAAUGCACAGGAAGAAUUGUUGCAGUGGCAUGCUGAAAAUGCCAAAAAUAACCCUAAGAUUAUUCAUGCCAAUGAAAGGUGUGCAGCAGGUAUCAUAGAAGCUAUUGGUCAUUUUAAGCUGGGUCCAAAUAUAUCGUCCAGAGAUGUAACGGAUCUUUCAGAUGCUAAGUUGGACCAUUUUGAUCCUGCGUAUGAAGUAGUGAAGUUUUUCUUGUUUUAUGAGCGAUGGAGACGUGCAGAAGUUGAAAAUCACGAGGUCUAUCUGAGCAAUCUGAAAUCUGUUUGCUCUCCUUCUGGCGUAUUUGUUCAUCCCUUGGGUGUUCAUCAAUCUCUUCAUGUUUGCAUUGAUAAAUUGAAAGAUUGCUGUGGCGAUAAAAAGGAGGAACAAUAUCGAGUCUGGGUUGAUCAAGUUUUCCCUUCACAGAUUGAUUCGGACACGUGGCUUGUGAAGUUCCAGAAGUGGGAGCAAACUGGUCAAGAGCAGCAGGGUUGCUUGACCACAGUUGUAGUUAGCUCAAAGGGAGUGAAACCUACAGAAGGGCUGACUUGGCUUCAUGUGCAUCAGACAUGGAUGGAGGGCACGACAAAGAAUAGUCGCAAUGAUUGGUUCUUUUAAGGUUGUACCUUCUGCCUACCUCACCUGCCUUUCAGAUUCAAUAAAUUACAUUAAAAAUAAAUGUACAAUAUUAUUUGUUUUCUUAGUUUUAUUAUCAC